Anoplopoma fimbria (sablefish) is the source of this 1828-nucleotide messenger RNA. It is a transcript of the gene nudcd3, whose product is annotated as NudC domain containing 3. The record is from RefSeq and is a predicted model, not a curated record. Gene Ontology annotation, cellular component: cytoplasm. Gene Ontology annotation, biological process: protein folding. Lineage: Eukaryota; Metazoa; Chordata; Actinopteri; Perciformes; Anoplopomatidae. Bases 182 to 1264 code for a protein of 360 amino acids. The transcript is spliced from 6 exons.
AAGACUGGACCGGAAGUGUUGUUAUUGUUCUGGAAGGAGCAGCAGAGGUGUCAAGAAUCGUUCCCCAGCGGGUCAAAAUUGAACAAUAACUUGUAUUUAUUGACACAGGCUGUUUAUUUGGGUCUUUAACUCGUUAGUUUGGGUAAUUACACGCUCGGUGCACGCUGUUAAACGGUCAAACAUGGCGUCGCCGCUGCAGAUGACGGAGAUGUACGACAACGCGCUGCUCGGGAUCCUGCAGCACGUCGGGAACAUCCAGGACUUCCUGCAGGUUUACUUCGGGUUCCUGUACCGAAAAACAGACUUCUAUCGGCUGCUGUCGGCUCCCAACGACCGGCUGGGCUUCCCUCCAGGUGUGGCGGAGAAGAUGGUGUUCAAGACGUUCAAGCUGUUUGAGAAGCUCGCUGAGAACGACCGAGAGAGACAGCGGAGCGAACUGCAGAAGAGAGAAGAGAGUCGACGCAUUCCUCCGGCGGUUCAGGAGCUGGAGAUCGGCGCUGAGGUGACGGAGGAGCAAAGCACCGAGGAGGAGAAAAGCACCGAGGAGGAGAAGGAGAGCUCUCCUCCAGAUGUUCCACCUCCUGCUUCAUCAGAAGAAACCGUCAGCGCUCAGCCCGACGACAGCAGCAGUUCAGACCCGACGGCUCAGGGAGACACAGCAGCAGCAUCCGGCACAACAUCAGAAGUGAGUCAGGAGAAGUUUCAGUCGGACCCCGACAGUUACAACGGAGCCGUGAGGGAAAACUACAGCUGGUCUCAGGACUACACCGACAUGGAGAUCCGCGUGUUCGUACCCAAGACCGUGGUCAAAGGCCGACAGGUCAGAGUCAGUCUGCAGACCAACAGCAUGCAGGUGUGUGUGAAGGAGGGAGCCGAGGAGAAGACACUGAUGGAGGGGGAGUUCACCCACAAGAUCAACACCGAGAACUCUCUGUGGAGUCUGGAGCCGGGGAGCUGCGUGGUCCUGUCGCUCAGUAAGGUCUCGGAGGUCUGGUGGAACGCGGUGCUGAAGGGAGAAAAGGAGAUUGAUAUAAACCAAAUAAACCGUGAGCGCUCCAUGGCGACGGUGGACGAGGAGGAGCACGCCGUCCUGGACCGACUCUCCUUCGACUAUCAUCAGAAGCUGCAGGGGAAACCACAGAGCCACGAGACGAAGGUGCACGACAUGCUGAAGAAGGGCUGGGACGCCGAGGGCUCGCCGUUCAAAGGGCAGCAGUUCGACCCGUCCAUGUUCGACAUCCCGCCCAGCGCCGUUCAGUUCUGAGGGAACGGACGAAGAAAAAAAAAGAACUGAAUCCUCGUUUGGUUAAACGGAGUCGCUCGUUGUGAGGUCGACAUUUACCUGCUGCGAUGAUGUGUCGGACGUGAGAGCGUGAGGAACACAGACGAGGAGACGUCAUUAUAUCAAAUGAUGAUUUGAUGUUUUGGCCGUUUGGAAUCUGAUAAAUACGUGUACUUUGUUAACCGAUUUGCUCUUUAUUUAAAAAAAAACUCUUCAGUGCCUAUUAUGAUGAAUUCUGUUGUUAUUUUUCUGUUUUGUUCACAUACUUAUUCCCCCAAACUGUUACAGCAUUUAGUCGUCUCUCAGCAGCCAAGUUUCAUCCAAAUGUAGCACAAACAUUUACACAAAUCUUCCAGAAAAUGUGCAAAUAGAUCCACUGCAGUUAUGCAAAUAUUAUGACUCAAUUCAUAGAGCUAGACAUCUUUUUGUCUGCACCAUCUUUGAGUUUUGUGGCCAGUUUUCACAUUUCAUCCAAGCCUCCAACAGUCGGACACAAUGUGUAGAAAAUGAAGGAAAUGUAACGUUUCUGUGAUGAAGGUUUUUUUU